CCAACACAAAACUAUUAUAAACUGUGCCUCUAAAGCACGUGAUGAAACAUUUCUUGAGAGCUAUUUAUUCCAACUGCAGCAGAGGAAAGUUUUCAGAGCACCCGGCAUUUGGGAGAGGAAAGGUCUCCUGAGCUUUGCAAAGGGAGGAAUUAUUUGCAUACCGACGCUUUAGCUGUGGUAGUACAGUUCCAUGCUGAAGAUGGACCAUGCAAACGUGACCUCAGCCAUGCUUAACGCUGAAUCCCGCAACACAGAGAAGAGCAACAGCAACGAGUAUUUCUACAUCCUGAUCGUCAUGUCUUUCUAUGGGAUCUUCCUGAUAGGGAUAAUGCUGGGCUACAUGAAAUCCAAAAGAAAAGAGAAGAAGUCCAAUUUGCUUCUGCUCUACAAAGAUGAGGAGAGAGAAUGGGGGGAAGCUGUGAAGCCUCUACCAACCAUAUCGGGGCUGAAGUCUGUCCAGAUCCCCAUGAUGCUGAACAUGCUACAGGAGAGCAUGGUGCCAUCCCUGUCCUGUGCCAUCUGCUCGAUGGAAGGCAGCAGCGUGAGCUCCGAGUCCUCGUCCCCAGACGUGCACUUCACCAUCCAGGAGGAAGUGCUGGAUGCUGAGCUGGGGGAAGUGUCAGAAACACUCCUCAACGAGAGCAGCGAGGGCUCUGCAGAAAACAUCCACAAGAACUCCUAGCACCUGCCGGGCUCCCUUGCUCAGCAGCUGAAGCAUGAGUGGAGCUCCCACUAAGAACUUGUGGUUCAACUUUCCUGCUCUCCAGUAACUCCACCAGCAUCUGUGCCCUGGGACACGAGGCUUUCCUGAGAGCUAGCAGGACAACGAAGCAGUGGUACCAAGCUCCAAAAUGUAACUUGCACACAACUGGGAUGCUUCAUGUUAUUUUUUCCAUUAUUAUUUCCUACCAUAAGAGCUAAGAACAAGGAGGAUAUAUAUACGUAGAUAUAUAUUUUCUAAUGAGGUAACUAUUCCUGGCAUGUCUCUGCAUAUUUCAGAAUUCUGAAAAUAUCUGGGAAAUGUUUAGAGAAGUUACCCUAGCACAAGAGCCUGGCUGUAAAAGAUGAUGGUGAUGCUCAUUCACACAAAACUGUGAUAGACUAGAAUUAAUUUUACUGUGUUUUUUUUUCCUAUAACAAACUACACCCAACAGCAGAUUUGUUCAAUGAGGCCUCAAAGGCUGAAACUUUGUUGAUGCUGGUGUUGAAGGAAGAUUGAUAGAUGGCUGGAGACUGACUUUAGGCACAGAAAGAAUGAAAGAGGGGAACAAAAAAGCAAAGGAGACCCUGUAUUUCCAGGAGGUUUGUAAAGCCUAGGUUCAGCUCCAUGCCACUACAUCUGUCUUUGCUUAAGUUGUACCUGUGCUGGCUGGUUCAUGUAUGCCAACUUCUGCUGCAACCCACCUAUUGACUCAGCUAAUAGUAGUGUUUUUUUCUUUUGUAUUUUUUAAAGACAUGUACAUUUGAUCACUAAAGGCAAAGAUCUAUAAGUUAAAACAAACAAACAAACAAAAAAAACAAUCAAAAGAUCUUUGUUACAAGGUGCAAGAUCUAGAAAGGCUUGAACAAAUGCUGCUCUUUUACAUCCCUUGAGAAAUGGGUGGAAUUCAGAAUAGAAUUUAACCCAACAGGGGUAAAAUCCUGGCCCCACUGAAGUCACCAGCAAAAUCCUACUGACUUCAGGGGACAGGCACAAGAUUUUGUGCUUCUCUGUUGUAGUCAUAUUCUCCAUCUGAGGUCAGUAAAACUGUACCCAUUUACAUCACUAAAUCAUCUGGCCUUUCUGCUCUAUUUAAGCCAGUGUAGAUAAACAUUGCAUUAUGUCUCUUUUGUUUUUUUCCAUCUCGCAUGUGACACAUGCAUUUCUCUAAAGUCAUUAGUAACUAGCUUUUAAAACUACCACAAACUUCCCCCCCUAAUUUAAUGGUACUGUGGUUUUUCAAAUGCUCAUGAAUUUAGUUACUAAAUUAUUGCACUGUUAAAAGAUGUAAUGUUAAUAUUGUAGCAAUGUAUGGUUAUUUCAAUCAUACCUUAUAUUUUAUAAUAACUUAUUACUAUGUUUGGAUUGGUUCUGAAGCAUGAGGGCUAAAGAGCCUGAAUCUACAGUGUUGCACAGCAGAAAUGCUUGCAAAAUGUCUCCAGAUAUUUCCUGUGUUAAAAUAGCUCUGUGAUUUAUCCACUGGCAUUAGAGCUUGAGAGACAGCUUGAAAAAUGAGUGCUGAAGAGCAGGAACAAGCUGAGGCGAGAGUCUGCUGUCUGCCUGCCGUUUCGUUUCGGAGGGAGAAAGGUGCUUGGCUGGAAGGGCUGAUGCGAUGUGAUGCAGCCUGCGGAGGUGCCCCCAGGCAGCAGAACAAAGGCUCCAUUGUGCUCAGAAGGGACCUGAUCCAGUUCACCCUGAAGGCAGCGGGAGUUUUUCCAUUGACUUCAGUGAACUUUGGAUCAGACCAUAUAAAGCUUUUUGGUAGAUUUACUCCAAAAGGGGCUGUUUUAAGUUUUGAAAGAAGCCAAAUUCAGUUUGGCACUUUGCCUGGAAUCACUUGAAUCCUGAAACUUUCCAAACGAGACUGACAUGCGUGAGUUGUCACAUUUUCCAUUGCUUUCUCCUUCAUCCUCCUACUUUGGUAUAGAUGUAUUUGUAUCUGUAAAAACCUGAUGUAUAUAAUUCCUAACGUUGAGUUGUAUAUAAUUGUCUCAUGUAUUUAAAGUUUAUUGUUUCUACUGGCACUAAUUUUUAUUUAAAUAAAGAAACACAUUUCCUGGAAAA
This is a messenger RNA of Oxyura jamaicensis (ruddy duck), 2764 nucleotides long. It is a transcript of the gene KCNE4, whose product is annotated as potassium voltage-gated channel subfamily E regulatory subunit 4. The transcript is spliced from 2 exons. Lineage: Eukaryota; Metazoa; Chordata; Aves; Anseriformes; Anatidae. The coding region runs from base 191 to 682 and encodes 163 amino acids. Gene Ontology annotation, molecular function: potassium channel regulator activity; transmembrane transporter binding; voltage-gated potassium channel activity involved in ventricular cardiac muscle cell action potential repolarization. Gene Ontology annotation, biological process: regulation of heart rate by cardiac conduction; negative regulation of delayed rectifier potassium channel activity; regulation of ventricular cardiac muscle cell membrane repolarization. Gene Ontology annotation, cellular component: membrane. The record is from RefSeq and is a predicted model, not a curated record.